UGGACGGGGUGUGGGAGAAGAAUGGUGACGUAAUACAGAGGCUCCGCCCCCUUCCUUGGAGCGGAGAGACCCGGCUGCUGAAGCUCGGCCAAUCAGAGGGAAGGCUACUGGAUGGCAUGACAGAGAGAAAUAUCGAUGUGAGAAAAACACAUCGAUUGGUUGCCUUUUGCACGCUCCCCAACCAGGGCCUGGGCCAGGGAGGAGCCUGAACCAAGGAAGAGUAGAGUUUGCUGAGAUGGAGGAAAAGAAGCAUUCCAAGCCAGAUGAACAGGGAGAAUAAAGAUGUGGGACCAGGAAAGAGCUCAAGACAGGGAACAAGGGCCAGAAGCAGGCAUCUGUAGGUUGGAGCUAAACAAAGAGGAUGACCCGAAGCCCAAAGGUGAUGGAACGCAGUGGAGAGGUCUGACAAGAUGUACCAGGUUCCACUGUCACUGGACCGGGAUGGGACCCUGGUCCGGCUCCGCUUCACCAUGGUGGCCCUGGUCACAGUCUGCUGUCCACUUGUCGCCUUCCUCUUCUGCAUCCUCUGGUCCCUGCUCUUCCACUUCAAGGAGACUACGGCUACACACUGUGGGCUACCAACUGCUUUGCCGGCUCAACUUCAUCCUCAACAUCAUCGAGAACCUCGCGCUGCUAGUGCUCACCUAUGUCUCCUCUUCCGAGGACUUCACUAUCCACGAAAACGCUUUCAUUGUGUUCAUCGCAGCAUCCCUCAGUCACAUGCUCCUCACCUGUAUUAUCUGGCGGCUGACCAAGAAGCACACAGUAAGUCAGGAGGAUCAGAAGUCCUACAACUGGAAACAGCGGCUCUUCGUCAUCAACUUCGUCUCCUUCUUCACGGCGCUGGCUGUCUACUUUCGGCACAACAUGUAUUGUGAGGCUGGAGUGUACACCAUCUUUGCCAUCCUGGAAUACACUGUUGUCCUAACCAACAUGGCAUUCCACAUGACAGCCUGGUGGGACUUCGGGAACAAGGAGCUUCUCAUUACCUCCCUGCCUGAGGAAAAGCGGUUCUAAACCCUUCUCUCCUGCAGAGGAGGCCCACUGCUCAGAAACUAGAAACGAGAUAACCACUCUGGCCUUCCCUACCUUCUGUGUCCUCUCUGGGCCCUACUGAAGUGGGGGAGGGAAGAAGGAGGAAGGGCACAGGACAUGGCUUUACCCAGCUCUACGGCAUCUCCUUUUCCCCACACCAUGUGAAGGCACAGGACCUUCAAGCAGCAUCACCCUUACUGAGAAGCCCCAAGAAGCUGAGUUGGCAGGAGAGCUCCAUCUGGUGCUAAAAAAAGCCCUGAGAUUCAUAACCACCAUCUGGUUCUUGGCCUUAACAUAGCCACCUCUCAUUGAGGUCAGGGACCACUGAGCAGUGGCUGCCACCUGAAAACCACAGCCAUUGUCUUCCUGUGGUCAUUCACUUGGCUCAUGUCUCUAAUAAUCUUCUCUGCAUACCCUGCCCAGAUGGUCUAGUCCUGACUUCAUCUCUGAUGAUGGGGGUGGGCAGGCUGCAUGAUUUCCAAGGGCUCUGCCAGUCCGUGCUUCUGAUAUCACCUUGUGGAGGUGGUGAUCUGUACCCGAAGGCUGACUGCUCCAGAAAAAGCACUGGCACAGCAUAUAUUUCUCUUCCCUUCUGAAAUCUCUGGCUUACAGACUCAUCCUCCUUGGCAAAAGUGUGGGGUGGAAGGGCCAGAGGCAGAUUCCAACCCCAACUGGUGCCCCUUCCCCAACCUCCCUCCUAUCCCAGGCUCUGAGCUCUUUAGAUUGUACAUUUUAUUUCAAAGGAAAAUAAAUUUUUUUGCCAACA
Messenger RNA from Eptesicus fuscus (big brown bat), 1801 nucleotides. It is a transcript of the gene PGAP2, whose product is annotated as post-GPI attachment to proteins 2. The coding region runs from base 283 to 1017 and encodes 244 amino acids. The record is from RefSeq and is a predicted model, not a curated record. The transcript is spliced from 9 exons. Gene Ontology annotation, biological process: GPI anchor biosynthetic process. Lineage: Eukaryota; Metazoa; Chordata; Mammalia; Chiroptera; Vespertilionidae. Gene Ontology annotation, cellular component: Golgi membrane; endoplasmic reticulum membrane.